AUGUUGGAAGGAAAAGGAAUGAUAAAGGAGACAGAUAUGGCAGAUAAGAAGAUGCAGAUGCAAGCCAUGGCUUGUGCUUCUGAAGCUCUUGAUCUGCAUGAUGUUAUUGAUUGCAUCUCUAUUGCUGCCCACAUCAAAAAGGAGUUUGACAAGAGGUAUGGGAGUGGAUGGCAAUGUGUUGUGGGUUCUAACUUUGGUUGCUUCUUCACCCACACACCAGGGACUUUCAUAUAUUUCUCUUUGGAGACCCUUAAUUUCCUUAUUUUCAAGGGAGCUUCUACUUGAAUUUAGCACACUAAUUCAGGGAGAAGAGAUCAGAGAUGAAAUCUUAGCUAGAGGCACCCUCAUCAUCAAAGGGGCAUUAUUGGAAUAUUCUUAUUUCUGUAAUGGAAGAAUCUAUCUAUGAGCCUGGUAAGAGGAGUUCUGUGUAAAGUUAAGGGUAGAAGUGGUAGUCUAGUAGAUCAAGUGUCCUUAUCUUCUGAAUCAGUGGAGCCUCACAGUGCCCUCCAUGUAAUCCAUCAGCAUUUAUGUAAUUAUAUCAGUGCUUAAUCAUUUAUCUUAUUGUUCUGUGAAUCUGUGGUUACUGUGAUGCUGUUGUCAUCUGCUUGCAAUUCAGACCCAAAUUUAUGCAUGUAUUGAAGGAAGAAUGUAUCUGUCACAGCCAAGAAGUCAUUGCAACUAGUCCAAGUCAUCUAAAAAGACACUGCUAGAGUAGUAGCUGGGUUCGCUGACCUUUCAACAACUUGUUUAUGCCUAGCAUUUAGAUUUAUUAAGGCUCAUUUGCCUAGUUGGGUUUUAAAAGUUUGAAAGCAGAUGUAUACACCCUUUGGACAACACUCAACUAACUCUAGCUUGUUUUUUUUGUUUCAGAAAUUGUUAUACACUUACAUUCAUGUCA
Molecule: messenger RNA, 898 nt
Organism: Rosa chinensis
Lineage: Eukaryota; Viridiplantae; Streptophyta; Magnoliopsida; Rosales; Rosaceae
Product: dynein light chain 1, cytoplasmic
Exons: 2
Coding region: 1-285 (94 amino acids)
Biological process (GO): microtubule-based process
Cellular component (GO): dynein complex
Molecular function (GO): dynein light intermediate chain binding; dynein intermediate chain binding
Source: RefSeq, a predicted model, not a curated record